GCCACAGCCAUCAAGGGAACAAUCCAAAAAGAGAUUGCGAGCCUGGAGAGCGUAAAUUCCUCGGAGGCGCGACGCGCUGCAGAGGUUCUUGGUGACAAGUGUGAGGACAAGAAUUUCGACAACUUGUACAGGAAUGCCCUUCUCGAAGCAGGUGGCGUGCACCUGGCGGUGAAGCUGCUCAGCAGCAAAGAGCCACAGGAGAUGGCCUCCCGCCUUCUCAUGAGCCUCGUGAAGGCAGGUGACUGUGCCAAGCAGGCACUGCUCGAAGAGCCUUGCGCCAUCCCUUCUCUGGUAGAAGUUCUCCAGAAAGGCACAAGCAAUGCCAGGUCGUAUUCUGCUGCCAUCCUCCGAAAUCUGUCCGACGGCUCAGAAGCUCGCAGUAAGAUGGUGGCCCAGCAAGAAGGCGCCGUCAAGGGGCUCAUCGGCCUCGUGACAGCCGUUAUCAACGACGCUGUGUCUCAGCGCCGAGCGACCGAAGCGCUGGCAAAUUUGGCAAGGUACAGCGGCAUCCAAGCGGGGAGGGAGGCCCUCGGCAAGCUGGCACAGCUGCGUCUUUCUCGCGACGAGGAUCUGGCGGAAGCAGCCACGGAGGCUUUGGAGAACUUGGGGCGCCACAGCGCUAACCAGGACGCCGUCGCCCAGGCCGGAGGGAUUCAGGACAUAUUGAUGUUCCGGGGUGAAGGCCCAGCAUUUCAAGCUCCCGAACGAUUUUGUUUUGUUCAACCCGUCUUCUCUGCAUGUAGCGGGAGUGUCUCUUAA
This is a messenger RNA of Symbiodinium necroappetens, 759 nucleotides long. NCBI's taxonomy places the organism in Eukaryota, Dinophyceae, Suessiales, Symbiodiniaceae. The record is from the annotation of a GenBank genome assembly.